Diospyros lotus (date-plum) is the source of this 1074-nucleotide messenger RNA. RefSeq names its product protein FAR1-RELATED SEQUENCE 11-like. The record is from RefSeq and is a predicted model, not a curated record. The transcript has 5 exons. Gene Ontology annotation, biological process: regulation of DNA-templated transcription. NCBI's taxonomy places the organism in Eukaryota, Viridiplantae, Streptophyta, Magnoliopsida, Ericales, Ebenaceae. Gene Ontology annotation, molecular function: zinc ion binding. Bases 1 to 1074 code for a protein of 357 amino acids.
AUGCCGGCUACAAAACAUGCACUCUGCAUUUGGAUGAUUGUAGCAAAGUCCCCAUCCUGGUUUAAUACUGUUCUUGGGGAGAGUUACAAUGAAUGGAAGGCUGAGUUCUACCAACUUUACAAUUUGGAGUCAAUUGAGGAUUUUGAGCUGGGGUGGAGAGAUAUGGUUAAUUCCUUUGGACUCCAUACUAACAGGCAUAUAACCAAUUUGUUUGCCUUGCGAUCGCUAUGGGCAUUGCCAUAUUUGAGAAGCCAUUUCCUUGCUGGGAUGACUGCAACUGGCCAGUCAAAGCAAAUUAAUGCUUUCAUUCAACGGUUUUUAAGCGCACAAUCGCGGCUUCACACUUCGUUGUGUUUGCUUGUGGUUUUCCCACUCGAGCUUGCUACAGUUGCUGAUAAGCUAAUGAUUCUUUGUUGUGUUGCUUACUAUCCAUGUGAUACCCCCGUCCCGCUUUUCAUCGCCAUGAUAUCGCCUAUGGAUGUGGCUGUUGCCGUGGAUUUCAAAGAUCGAGCAGGAGAACAACAAAUGACGCAGCAGAACCUGCAAAACAUUUGCCUCAAGACAGGGGCCCCAAUGGAAUCUGAUGCAGCUCCAAUUCUCACACCUUUUGCAUUUUCUAAGCUCCAAGAGCAACUCGUUUUGGCUGCACUCUAUGCAUCAUUCCAGAUGGAGGAUGGCUUCCUUGAAGGCAUCAUAAGUUGCAGUUGCCAUCAAUUUGAGUUCUCUGGAAUCCUUUGCCGGCAUGCUCUUCGGGUCCUCUCCACCGGAAAUUGCUUUCAGAUUCCAGAAAGAUAUUUUCCCCUUCGUUGGCUCCGGAUCAGCAUCCCAUCCCCGAAGCUCCUUCAGAGUAGCACAAACGAUCAAGCAGAAAGAAUUCAACUGUUGCAGCAUAUGGUAUCAACUCUUGUCACAGAGUCAACAAAAUCUAAGGAACGUCUUGAUAUUCCAGUGGAGCAAGUGUCCAUUCCUCUAUCUCGGAUAAGAGAGCAGCCAGUGUUGUCAAAAGGUAUGAGAGACAUCUCCUCCAUGAACAGGAAUAACUUGGAACAGUUGCAUGCUUCAGAAUUCUCAUAA